Suillus discolor is the source of this 759-nucleotide messenger RNA. RefSeq lists its product as uncharacterized. The coding region runs from base 1 to 759 and encodes 252 amino acids. Lineage: Eukaryota; Fungi; Basidiomycota; Agaricomycetes; Boletales; Suillaceae. The transcript is spliced from 3 exons. The record is from RefSeq and is a predicted model, not a curated record.
AUGUCUAAUCCCACCAUCUCUGCCACUAUGUCGGCAGACUCCAUGUCCGACGAAAUGCACCUAGACCUGACCGAUAUCGCUACCAUUUUUGAGUAUGCCACCUCCCGCCUGUCAGCAAUUCGGACACAGCUGGAGUCUAGCAGGCUCAAGUUGCCACAGAAGACACACCGGAUCAUCGGCCAAUACCUGAACUGGGAAGGAGAGUCCUUCACUUUGCCUUGGAUAUCCUUUUGUGCCAGGCUCUCAAUCAGCCUGCUGCUUUCGAGGAAUCUCUGCUUCUUCGUCGGCCUCCUCACCAAUUUCGAGGAAGUGUAUGACAGCUUCAUGACUCUGCUGGCGGCGCCGGCCGGACCCUGGCAAAAAGGUCGCCUGGCCAGGACUUAUUGGAUGCCAUGGUGGAUCAAUGUGCCUGACGUCAUAGCUGACGAGGCUGCCCUCCACAAAUAUCCAAACUGUGUGGAGGUGCAGGAAAUUAUCGCUGAACAUUUUAAACAAUUGCCCAAAGGGAAAAUCCUAAUCAUGCCAGCCAUGGUGGCCGAUGCAAUGGUCACGCCAGUUGCACAACUGUCCAGCAUCCAUGCCAAGGUACUUCACGAAGGCCAACUGAUUGUGAAGUUGCUUGAAGACAAAGUAGUGGAGGCAAAAAUGGUGGCCGCUACAAUGCUUCGAAUGGACACCGCACUUGGGCAGGAUGUAGUAAACGCCAUCGCCACAACCGAAAAAUUAACCAAGUAUUUGAAAAGGGAGGUGGCACAAUGA